Uranotaenia lowii is the source of this 963-nucleotide messenger RNA. Its product is annotated as 5'-3' exoribonuclease 1-like. The annotation marks the transcript as partial. Gene Ontology annotation, molecular function: RNA binding; 5'-3' RNA exonuclease activity. The record is from RefSeq and is a predicted model, not a curated record. Gene Ontology annotation, biological process: nuclear-transcribed mRNA catabolic process; rRNA catabolic process. The transcript has 4 exons. Gene Ontology annotation, cellular component: nucleus. Lineage: Eukaryota; Metazoa; Arthropoda; Insecta; Diptera; Culicidae.
UUCGAUCGAAACAUUUUUAUGGAACAUUAUUCGGAUUUAAAGUUUUUUAACGCAAAGUGCGGAACAAAAAACGCUGAAACAUUUGACGUUACAAUUGAUGACAUUAAGACUGAGGCGGAAAUGAAUUAUGAUUUGUCCGCUUUGAUUCGUUCUACUGAGGAAAUGUACGGUUCCAGUGAUGAGGGCGAAGAAGACAGCGAUGCACAGGGGGACAUCGAGAAUGAUCCUGAAUUUUUUGAAAAAGAAUUUAACGCAUAUAAACGAAACUAUUACAUUACCAAAAUGGGCUAUGCAGAAUUUGAUGAGGAAGUGCGCGCUGAGCAAACAGAAUGCUACAUCAAAGCAAUACAGUGGAUUCUAUAUUAUUAUUACCAAGGAGUCCCUUCGUGGUCUUGGUUCUACCCACAUCACUAUGCACCUUUUAUUAGUGAUAUCUACAACUUCAAGCACCUGGUGCCGAAAUACAAUAUUGCAAAGCCAUUUCUUCCCUUCCAACAACUGCUUAGUGUUUUACCAGCAGCUAGUAAGGACCAUUUACCAAGCGCGUAUCACAGGUUAAUGACAGAACCCGACAGUCCGAUAAUCGAUUACUAUCCGGUUGAUUUUGAAACUGAUCUCAAUGGGAAAAAGCAAACAUGGGAAGCCGUCGUGCUUAUUCCAUUUAUCGAAGAAAAUCGAUUACUCGCGGCCAUGGAACUGUGCGAUGCUUUCCUGACAGACGAAGAAAAGCAAAGGAAUGUUCAUGGCCCCAUGAUUGUGUAUGAAUACGACAAAGCCAGUACUGACCAGCUUCCGGCUUGCUAUGGAUUCGAGAGCAUUGAUCGACUCAAAGUUCGAAAACAGCUUAUUAAUCGAGACACUUUGCACGUGCAAGAUGACAAAAUUGUACGCGGACCAACGAAAGGAGCACUGUUGGAUGGUUACAUACAAGGUUUUCCAACGUUCAAGCAUUUGGCAUACCAC